CCUUUCUGUUUUCAGCUACGCCGAGAAUGACGUCUUCAAUGAAGCAUGUUUCUGGGGAGUUUUAACGUUGCUGCUUUCAACCUGGACACCCAGAGUGUCGUGGAGAGAACUGGAGCCCAGGGCAGCCUCUUUGGGUUUUCUAUUGCCUUCCACCAGCAGCUGAACCCUGCCAAAAAGAACCUAUUGCUGGUAGGAGCCCCACAAUCAAAGCAUCCAUACCUGGGGAAUGUUACAGGCGUCGUCUAUCAGUGUGAACUUAGUGCAUCUUCCCAGCAAUGUCAGCCCAUUGACUUUAAACAUGAAGAGUUCCUUGAGAGCAGUGGUAUAAAUGGCCAGUGGAUGGGAGUGAGAGUAACGAGCCAAGGUCCUGGUAAAAAUGUCAUGACUUGUGCUCAUCGGUAUCAGCAGUGGAGCCCAAGUCCAGGCCUUUACAUCCCUCACCUGGUGACAGGCCAGUGUUACAUUCUGGCAGACAGCCUGCAGGUCGGGAAUGAGGACAGGACAUGGAGGAGGGUGGUUUGCGAUUCCGAACACCUGACAAGACGUCAGAAAGACCACGAGUGGUUUGCAUAUUGCCAACAGGGUCACGGUGCAUCUUUUGCAAAGGACAACAGGUCCCUGGUCUUUGGCGCUCCGGGCGCUUAUCAGUGGAAAGGAAUUGUGCGAAUGGAGCUGCUGGACAACCUGGACAUCUCAAGUGAGGAUACUCGAGAAACUGGCGAUAUCGACCGCUUUGACUCCAAACUCAUUCCUCUCCACAGAGAUAGCUACCUGGGAUUCUCCACUGACUCUGGGAUGGCCCUCCUCAGGAGAGGUGAGCUUACUAUCGUAUCAGGAGCACCCAGAGGAGGAUACAGCGGUCAGGUGAUCUUUCUUAAGGCGGACCUUUCAGCAAGAAGAAGCUUGUCUGUAGAGUUGGUCCUCUCUGGUCCUGGGCUGGCCUCCUCCUUUGGAUACGACGUCACUGUGGUGGAUCUCAACAGUGACGGGUGGGACGACCUCGUCGUGGGAGCGCCGGAAUUCUUUGUUAAAGAUGGUUUGAUCGGAGGAGCGGUCUACGUCUUCAUCAACAACAGAGGGAAAAACUGGGAGAAGAUUAAUCCCAUUCAACUCCUCGGGCGUAAAGAUUCUAUGUUUGGACUUGCAGUGGAAAACAUUGGAGAUGUCAAUCAAGAUGGAUAUGGAGACAUUGCUGUGGGUGCACCUUAUGACGGGUCUGGUCGAGUGUACCUCUACUGUGGAUCAUCAAGCGGCAUCAAUAAAAAGGCAGCACAGGUGCUCUCGCCAGGGUCUAAAAAAGUCACUUUGUUUGGAUAUUCUCUGUCCGGUAACUUGGAUAUCGAUGGUAAUCAAUACCCCGAUUUGGCAGUUGGGUCACUCUCGGAUACAGUCUUUGUUUACAGAGCAAGGCCAGUGGUCAGCAUCAGCAGCACUCUAACAGUCACACCAAAUGAGAUAGACGUGGAAGAGUGUGAUAGACGCACAUGUUAUUUUGCGGCGCAGGCAUGUUUUAGCUACACAGCACACCCAGCAUCCUUCAACCCCAAACUGGCAAUCAGCUACUCAUUUGAAGCUGAUGUAGAGAAGCGGAAAUCCAGACUUCCACCUCGUGUGGACUUUAUGGGUCUGUCUCAGGGGACACUGGAGGUGCCUGGUCAGGGGAGGAAAGUCUGUGCCAACACCAAUCUUCGACUUGUGCGGGGCAUGAGAGACAAGCUGCACAGUAUCACUGUCUCUGCAAGUCGGUCUCUGACGGGCUCCAGUCAGGCGGUGAGGAUAGGUUUUCCAAAUAACUCUCCUGUACUCAAUCUAUACCAGGAAAAAAGAGCAGUCUCAGAGAUAAACUUCAUCAACAAGGGCUGUGGCAGUGACAACGUUUGCCAAAGUAACCUGAAGCUGCAGUACAGGUUCUGUUCCAAGAAAACUCUAAAUCAUCAAGAUGUUUUCACAUCGCUAGCCAGAGAGGACGGUGUUGCAGUCAUCACUCCUUCUGGUGAGGACGUCGCCUUGGAGAUAACUGUGACCAACAUGGACGGGGAGGAUGCACACCAGAGUCACAUGCUCAUCAAGUUACCUGACCUUCUUCACUACUCCUCUGUUUUCUACACCUCAACAUCCGAAUCACAGGUGUCAUGCUCUGCCAAUGAGAAGGGGUCAGUGAUUGAUUGUGAGCUGGGUAACCCUCUCCGGAGAGAUGCACAGGCUACAUUUUAUGUCAUGCUGACGACAACCGGCAUCUCAUUGAGCACAAAAUCUGUCAAUAUCACACUACAACUUCAGACAACAAGUGUGCAGACCUUAGAAGCGGUUGAGGCUACAGCCAAAGUGGUUUUCAAACUGGGGCUGCAAAUAUACGGGCUUGCCAGGCCAUCUCAAGUGUCAGUCAGUCAAAGGGUAAUGAGUGAAAGAGCCAUAAAAACAGUGGAUGAUGUUGGAGCUGCCAUUCAAUAUGAAUUUAAGAUAACAAAUAUGGGCCGAUCUCUAAAGUCAUUUGCCAAUGCAUCCCUGGAUAUUGAUUGGCCAAAAGAGAAUUCCGAUGGGAAACGGCUGCUGUACUUGACUCACAUCACCAGUGCAGGAGUGUAUUUUGGCUCCUGCUCACCCACCGACCAAAUCGAUCCUCUUAAGCAAGUAAAGGGAUGGCGUGGUGCCUCAAGGCAGAGGCGCGAGGCAGAAUAUGACGCACUCUCCACUGAUGGAUUCCCAUUCCUUCCACUAAGAAGGAAAUAUAAAACCCUGACAUGCUCUGAUGGACUCAAGUGCGUGCUGUUACGCUGCCCUCUAGUGGGAUUGGACAAUACUGCAUUAGUUGUUCUACAUGCCCGCCUAUGGAACGACACUCUCACACAGGAUUACAGCUCUUUCAAUUACUUGGACAUUGUUGUGGAUGCCGCUCUCAGUCUAAGCAACUCUCCUGAGAACAUUGGACUCAAGGAAGAAAAGCCUCAGACCAAGGUAAAAGUGACAGUGUUCCUGGAAAGAGAAGAUGAAUACUUCACCAAAGUCGCCUGGUGGAUCAUCUUACUGACAAUCGUCGCUGGCCUUCUGCUUCUGGCCGUCCUCUGCUUCUUCCUCUGGACGAGUGGUUGCAUCACAUGUCAGACGUGUAACAAGAAGUCCUCGCACUGUGAAGCUGUGAAAAGUGUUCCUCCUCUAAAAGCCAGAGAACAGAGUGCAGGCUCAUUUGAAUACUGAUCAUCGGAAAGACACAAAACUACAACACCGCUGCUUUUUUGAAACCAUCUUGUUAUUUACAAACAAAAAUGUUCUUUUUUGUAUUGUACAAUGAUAAUCCAGCAUUAUUUCAAAAUGUGCUUCUAUUAAAAACAAAGACUUCACAAUCAA
Molecule: messenger RNA, 3345 nt
Organism: Dunckerocampus dactyliophorus (ringed pipefish)
Lineage: Eukaryota; Metazoa; Chordata; Actinopteri; Syngnathiformes; Syngnathidae
Product: integrin alpha-6-like
Exons: 27
Coding region: 46-3195 (1049 amino acids)
Biological process (GO): integrin-mediated signaling pathway; cell-cell adhesion; cell-matrix adhesion
Cellular component (GO): external side of plasma membrane; integrin complex
Molecular function (GO): integrin binding
Source: RefSeq, a predicted model, not a curated record